GGCUGUAGUUCGAGGGACCAGAGCUUGAGCUUAAGUAUUUCAGAAGGCCGCCAUAAUUCGUAAGAGGCUCUGGUUAAUAAUAUUCACUGAGCGCAACGUAAGUCAUACAUUGAACGAUCAAAUCAAACCAGCCUAUAAAUUGGCACAACCGGAGCCACCUGUACCUGGAAUCUCGUCAUGGUGCCACGUCCACGGAGCAGUGAUGACUUUCGGUUUGCCAUCAUUUGCGCACUGCCAUCCGAGUACGAUGCCGUCUACGAUUCCCUCGAUGACAUUUGGGACAAGGAUGAGGGUUUAGGCACGGCUACUGGCGACCCGCGUAUUUAUACUACGGGGCGAAUAGGAAAUUUACCUGUUGUUCUUGUCCUAUUGCCAGGGAUUGGCAAAAGGGAGGCGGCGAGCGGCGCUGUAGAGCUGCGUAUGAGCUACCGCAAUCUGGCUAUCGCUUUUUUGGUUGGAAUCUGCGGUGCUGUACCAAAACCUCACAUUGGGACUGAGAUCUUGCUCGGAGACAUUAUCAUCAGCAGAUCCCUGGUGCAAUACGACUUUGGCCGGCAAAACCCCAAUGGAUUUGAGCGAAAGAAUAAUGUCGAUGCUGCACUGGGCAGGCCUAAUAAGAAGAUUCGCGCUUUAACCGCGUUGCUCGGUACUCGCCCAGGCCGUGAUGAGCUCGAAGGCAGCGCCCUGGAAUACCUACAACAGCUUCAGACAAAGAUGGCCAGCACUAAGCACCGAGGCAUAUACGACUACGUAGGAAUUGCACAUGACCAACUCUUUAAUUCAAAGUAUCGGCACAAACAUCGAACCGAAGCCUGUGACAUUUGUCAAGCUUGUCUCACUGACAAUGAUCCGGUCUGCAGCGAGGCGGCUGAACGAACAUGCAUAGAACUUGGAUGUAGCGAGGGAGAAUUAGUUAAUCGAACUCAACUGCAGCAAAGACAGCAAGACGCCAUUGAUGCAGCUCCAGCUCUAAAUGUGCAUAUAGGGACGUUUGGAUCAGCCGACACCGUGAUGCGAUCAGCACAAUCACGUGACAUCAUUGCGAAGAGAGAGAAGGUGAUUGCAUUCGAGAUGGAAGGCGCCGGCGUGUGGGACGAGAUACCCUGUAUUAUCGUCAAGGGAGCUAGCGAUUAUGCCGACUCACAUAAACACAAAAAGUGGCAAGAUUAUGCGGCUGGGGUGGCGGCAUCGACAGUAAAAGCCAUACUUGGAAGUUAUUUCCAGGAAGCACAAGAAAAGAAAACAACCCCCAGCGGUAAACCUAGGCGGUUCGCUCGCAGCAUUCGCUGUUACAAAUGCCUUGAAUUUGGACAUUACGCAAGCGCGCCUCACUGCUUUAUAUGUGGAGAAUAUGGGCAUGGUGCAUACGACCUUCACUGUCGUAAAUGUGAUGGAUUUGGACAUUAUGAUGAUGAGCCUCACUGCUAUAAGUGUGGUGAAGUUGGAUUUUACAACAAUAAGUCUCACUGUUAUUAUUGCCAUGAAUUUGGGCAUUAUGCCAAAAACUGCCCAAUGCGAUAACUAGUAACUUUUAUUUCACCUCAAUCGGUAGUUUACGCUUGAGAACAUGACUGCAUUUAGCAAUUUGUCAGUGGAUAAGUCAUUUUAGACUAUAUACUAGAGCGACAGUUUAAUAAAACUCGAUAGAUUACGGG
Messenger RNA from Trichoderma asperellum CBS 433.97, 1655 nucleotides. RefSeq lists its product as uncharacterized. Lineage: Eukaryota; Fungi; Ascomycota; Sordariomycetes; Hypocreales; Hypocreaceae. Gene Ontology annotation, biological process: nucleoside metabolic process. Gene Ontology annotation, molecular function: catalytic activity; nucleic acid binding; zinc ion binding. The record is from RefSeq and is a predicted model, not a curated record.